AUGUCAAGCGAAAAAGGUAAAAAAAUUAUCAUUGAAGACGGAUUUAAAUAUCGCUUCCACAAAAUGUUGCGGAAUGAUGUACAACGUUGGAAGUGUUAUCUUAAUACAUGUAAGUGUUUUUUAAAAUUAUCGUCCACUUUAGACAUAAUAGAGAAAUGUAACGUUCAUAAUCACCAAAAAUGUGAUGAAAAGGUUCUGAAUAGACAAAAGUUAAGUAACUCGGUUAAAAGAAAAGCACAAGAUGAUAUUUCUACACGACCUUCAAAGCUCAUUAGAUCUGAGUUAAAAAACAGUGAUAUACCUUCGAUAAACACUAACGAUUUGAAAUUAAUAAGAAAUAACAUCCAUCAUGCUCGUAAAGUACUAUAUCCAAAAUUACCUAAAAGCAUCCAUGAAGUACAUAAUUGUUUAAGCACAAUGAACAUAACUACCAACAAAGACGAACAAUUUUUAUUCUGUAAUAAUUUGGAAGAUAAUAUUAUAGGUUUUUCAACCGAGACAAAUUUUAAAGCUUUGUGUGAUGUUACUAAAAUAUACAUGGACGGUACGUUUAAAAGCUGUACGAAAUACUUCUUACAACUUUUUACUAUUCACGGAUUUCGAAAUGGAUUGUAUGUACCAUUGGUGUUCUUGAUAUUACCCAAUAAAACAUUAGAAACUUACACUAAAGCUUUCCAGUAUAUCGUGAGUUAUUGCACAUCUCUUCAACUGAAUUUUCAACCUACCCAAAUUUUUGUCGAUUUUGAGGUGGCAAUUCAUACGUCUGUCAAGUGUGUUUGGCCAAAUGCUAUUAUUAGGGGUUGUAGAUUUCACUUAGCGCAAAGUUGGUGGCGAAAAAUUCAACAACUUGGGCUAUCGAAGGCGUAUAAAAGUUCCAAUAAUGAUAUAAGUGACUAUCUUAAGUGUAUUUUUGGUUUACCAUUUUUGAAACCAGAGGAGGUGUUUGAUUGUUUUAUUGAUGACUUAAUGACUAUCAAACCAGUAAAUACAACUGUAGAUACAUUUUGCGAUUAUCUACUGAAAACGUAUAUAGAGCAAGAUGCAUUAUUUCCACCUAAUAUUUGGGCCGAGUUUGCAGCAACCACAAAUCGCACCACAAAUAGUUGUGAAAGUUAUCAUGCAAAAUUAAAUGCUAGUAUCAGUGCAGCUCACCCUAACAUUUUUGUUUUAGUAGAAAUGUUACUUGGGAUUCAGAGUGAAAUCUAUGUAUCACUUCGGAGCUCAGCCACACAGCCAAUCAAAAAAACCGUAGAAAAAGAAAAUUUUUUAAGAGAAAAGAUGCUUUCUUUUACUAGUGGAGAAUUGACGCGGUUAAAUUUUGUAAAAGAAGUGUCAUUUAAAUUUAUUCCUUAG
This is a messenger RNA of Macrosiphum euphorbiae (potato aphid), 1353 nucleotides long. The record is from the annotation of a GenBank genome assembly. Lineage: Eukaryota; Metazoa; Arthropoda; Insecta; Hemiptera; Aphididae.